UUCCGGUACCAGGUCUCUGCUGGUCCAAUGGACCGGUUCUGGUUCCACAGAGAGAAACUAAAUGAAAACUAUAGAAGAACUGGAUCUCCUGACAGAACAACCCGACUGAUCAGAACCGGAUCAGAACCGGAUCAGAACCGGAUCAGAACCAGCAGAACCAGUCCUGGCCUCCAGCAGCCCCAGCCUUCCUCUGCCUAGCUCCUGGUGACGUCACAGCCCUCCUGCCCUCUGAUUGGCUGCUGCCAGCCUUUGGUUCCAGCAGCAGCUUCAGUUUCUSUCAGAGUCUCUGAGAGYCUGAAUGAUGAAGAUGAAGCUGCUCCUCUUCCUCAGCGGGGUCCUCUGGGUCUCUGCUGACGUUCUACAUGAGGACAUUGCUAUCGAUGGAUGUUCAGACUCUGAUGGAGAGAUGAUGUUCGCUCUGGAUGGAGAGGAGAUGUGGUACGCCGACUUCAACAAGAAGGAAGGAAUCGUAGCUCUGCCUCCUUUUGUUGAUCAUUUCACCUACGUGGAAGGAACUUAUGAACGAGCUGUGGCUAGUCAACAGAUCUGCAGAGCAAACCUGGGUAACAGUCGUAUCGGCAUGAAGGACAUCCCAGAUGAAAACGAUGCCCCCUCCRGCCUGGUGAUUUACCCCAGAGACGAAGUGGAGCUGGGAGAGAAGAACAUCCUGGUCUGCCACGUCUCUGGUUUCUAUCCGGCUCCGGUCAACGUCUCCUGGACCAGAAACGGUCAGAAAGUGACUGAAGGAACCAGCAUCAACGUUCCCUUCCCCAGUAAGGACWKCASCUUCACCCAGAUCUCCAGGCUGCAGUUCGUCCCUCAGCUAGGAGACAUCUACAGCUGCUCAGUGCAGCAUCUGGCCCUGACAGAACCACUGACCAGGACCUGGGAUGUGGAGAUGRACUCUCCUCAGUCCGGUCCCGGUCCGACCAUCUUCUGUGGAGUCGGUCUGACCAUCGGCCUGCUGGGAGUCGCUGUGGGAACUUUCUUCCUGAUC
Poecilia reticulata (guppy) is the source of this 997-nucleotide messenger RNA. RefSeq names its product HLA class II histocompatibility antigen, DR alpha chain-like. Gene Ontology annotation, cellular component: membrane; MHC class II protein complex. NCBI's taxonomy places the organism in Eukaryota, Metazoa, Chordata, Actinopteri, Cyprinodontiformes, Poeciliidae. Gene Ontology annotation, biological process: immune response; antigen processing and presentation. The record is from RefSeq and is a predicted model, not a curated record.